Cyanidioschyzon merolae strain 10D is the source of this 1509-nucleotide messenger RNA. RefSeq lists its product as hypothetical. Gene Ontology annotation, molecular function: gamma-glutamylaminecyclotransferase activity. The record is from RefSeq and is a predicted model, not a curated record. The transcript has a single exon. Bases 1 to 1509 code for a protein of 502 amino acids. Lineage: Eukaryota; Rhodophyta; Bangiophyceae; Cyanidiales; Cyanidiaceae.
AUGUCACCGGGUGCUUUUCGUGCCAGUCGUCAAUCAGACGGCGAGAAAGUUCACGGUGCCGACUGGUACCGGCGGUUCAAACAACUUGGCCUCAACGAGGAGCAAGACGUUCUGAAGCCCAAUUCGCUGGAACACAGCGAGGAGCGCACACCAGUAUCGGCAGUUGCUGCCACUGCUGCUGCGACUGCAGAAGAGACUGCACCAGAACCUGAGGCCGAAAGCGUAGCGAGCGCCCUUGCUGUUCCCUGUACAGCAGUAGUUCAGUCAGAUAAGGCUGCUCGGUGCCCGCAACCCGGAGCCGCAAGGGAAAAUGCUACGUCCCAGGGACCAGGUACUCCUCUAACUGUCGAAGACGUACUCGACGAGGAACGGACUGAGCAUCGCAAAGAGCUGCGUCAGUGGUAUGACGUUCUGUUCGAGGGCCCCUACGAGCUCAAGUAUCCAGCACCGCCCACAGGUCCGGUGCGGGCUCCGGGGCGCACCCAUCCGGAUAUGGCUCGCAGCAACCCACAUACACGACACCUGCUGGCUGACCUCGACUCUGACCUUGGCAUCGGUGGCUCGCUCCGCGGCACCUAUUACCAAGCGAGCCGUCAACGUCGCAAGCAGCUGUACCAGGGGAGCAGUGCCGACUCUGAGGAGAACUCCGUCAGAGGAGGUCAUGCUGGUUACGGCGGUAGAGCACAGGCUGCAGGCGCUGUCGGUACUAGCUCUCCUGCAUACUCCGAACACUCGCAUGCGCCGAGCUCAAGAUGUAGCUUGGCUGAGGAGAACGAGGAGCGUGAGGGUAUCUGCAUAUCUCCGACGCAAGGUUCAGUGGCGGGGUCCUUUCGUGCAAGUCUGUAUCCGAUCCGCAGCGAGCCGAGCCUCUUUCGACGGGAGCACUCGGACCCUCAUCAGACGUCUCCAUUGUGGCACGAGCUAGACAGUGUAGAGCAGGUUGCAUCGGCAACAACAGCUGCUGAUUCUGCUGCUGCGAUGUCCUCAACGACCGCUUCACCGGCUUCACUGAACAUGAGUAAUCUUCAGCGGUGGCUUGCAGCUCGAUCCAUGGGAUCGCACGAACCGAUCAAGCAUCGCCCUCACUGGGUCUUUGUCUACGGCACGCUGAAGCGGGGAUAUCCGAAUCAUCCGCUGCUCCAUCACGCCAUUUUUGAGGGAUGCUACGUAACCAUAGAGCGAUAUCCACUGAUUAUCGGAGGUCCGCAUUUCACACCGUUUCUUUUGAACCGAACCGGAGUUGGCAAGCACGUCCGAGGCGAAGUCUAUCGAGUCGAUGAUGAGGAGCUCGCCAUGCUCGACGUCUUGGAAAAUGUCGGCGAGAACUAUCAUCGGGAACGCACUUUGGUUCGCGCCCUCGCGGACCCGAAUUUUAUUCUGGAAGUUUUCGUGUACCUCAAAUGCAACUAUACAGAGGAGAUGCUUCAUGGCGAAUUCCUGGAAGAGUAUACGGACACUCGCUACGUGCCGCGUUUUCGUCGAAAAGUGGUGACGCCCAACUCAACCUGA